AUGGGAGCAAAGGUCAAUAAAGUCAAUGAAAUGGGUUUUAUUAUUGCAAAAUUCUGCAUAGAAAAUUUCCACUUAAAAUACUCUUUCCCCUCUACGACAAUCUCCGACUACGACUACGAUGAAUAUGCAGUUAAUUUUUUAAAAUUUUUAACUAUAGCAUACAAUAUAGAUUUAAACGUAUGUGAUGAAGAUGGACAUACACUUAGUUACUUCGCAGCAAAGUAUAAUUCACUUAAAUCUUUAAAAUAUCUUAAAGAACAAGGGGCAGAUCUUAGCAUUUCCAACAAGGAUAAACGUACACUUAUUCAUGAAGCUGCUCGAAAUGGUACAUUCGAAGUCCUACGAUAUUUAGUAGAAGAUUGUAAAAUAGAUGUUAACGUUUCUGAUGUUGAUGGGAAUUUUCCGGUUCAUAUGAUAGAUAUUACAAAUUCUAAUGUUACGAUUUUAAAGUUUCUUAAAGAAAAAGGAGCAAAUAUAAGCAUUUCCAACCGUCAAAAACAUACACUUCUUCAUGAAGCUGCUCGAAAUGGCGCAUUCAAAGUCCUACGAUAUUUAGUAGAAGAUUGUAAAAUGGAUGUUAACGUUUGUGAUCUUGAUGGAAAUUUACCGACUCAUAUGGCAGUAAGGAACAUUGAGAUUUUAAUGUAUCUUAAAGAAAAUAAGGCAAAUCUAGGCAUUUCCAACAAUAAAAAACAUACACUUGUUCAUAAAGCUGCUCGAUUUGGUGAUUUGGAAGUCCUACAAUAUCUAGUAGGAGAUUGUAAAAUGGAUGUUAACGUUUCUGAUGUUAAAGGGAAUUUACCGAUUGAUAUGAUAGAUAUGAGUGAUUAUAAUAUUGCCCUCUUUAAGUAUCUUAUAGAAAAAGGAGCUAAUCUAAGCACUUCCAAAAAUCAAAAAUAUACACUUAUUCAUAAAGCUGCUCGAAUUGGCGCAUUCAAAGUCCUACAAUAUUUAGUAGAAGAUUGUAAAAUGGAUGUUAACGUUUCUGAUGUUGAUGGAAAUUUACCGGUUCAUCUAGCAGCUGAAUUUGGUAGAGUUGAUAUUUUAAUGUAUCUUAAAGAAAAAGGUGCAAAUCUAAGCAUUUCCAAUAAUAAAAAACAUACACUUGUUCAUGCAGCUGCUCAAUCUGGUAAUUUGGAAGUCGUACAAUAUCUAGUAGAAGAUUGUAAAAUGGAUGUUAACGUUUGUGAUAUUCAUGGGAAUCUACCGUCUCAUUGGGCAGCUUUUUGUGAUAAAGUUGGGAUUUUAUGCUACUUUGAAUCAAUUGGAAUUGAUUUAAAUCAAUAUAACAAUUAUGGGCAAACUUUAGUACACUUAGCAGCUGCAGGUGAUGCAGUUGAGACUCUAAAUUUUCUUAAAAACGAAUGUAAAUUUUCUUUAGACUUCGGUGAUAAUAAUGGAUAUACACCCAGUCACAUUGCAGUUAGUUAUGGUAAUCUGAAAGCAUUAAAGUAUCUUAAAGAGCAAGGGGCAAAUCUAUGCAUUUCCAACAAGGAUAAGUAUACACUUGUUCAUACAGCUGCUGAAUAUGGCACAUUAGACGUUCUAGUAUAUUUAGUAAAAGAAUGUAAACUGGAGGUUAACGUUUCUGAUAAUAAUGGUAAUUUACCGGCUCAUUUCGCAGCUAAAAGUAAUAAAGUUGAGAUUUUAAGAUAUCUUAAAUCAGUUGGGAGUGAUUUAAAUCAAUGCAAUCAUAAAGGAGAGACUCUAGUGAAUAUAGCAGCUGCAGCUGGUGCGGUUGAUGUUUUAAAUUUUCUUAAAGAUGAAUGCAAACUUUCUUUUAAUUAA
This is a messenger RNA of Diabrotica virgifera virgifera (western corn rootworm), 1788 nucleotides long. Its product is annotated as alpha-latrocrustotoxin-Lt1a-like. The coding region runs from base 1 to 1788 and encodes 595 amino acids. NCBI's taxonomy places the organism in Eukaryota, Metazoa, Arthropoda, Insecta, Coleoptera, Chrysomelidae. The transcript has a single exon. Gene Ontology annotation, molecular function: protein binding. The record is from RefSeq and is a predicted model, not a curated record.